Molecule: messenger RNA, 1428 nt
Organism: Eleginops maclovinus (Patagonian blennie)
Lineage: Eukaryota; Metazoa; Chordata; Actinopteri; Perciformes; Eleginopidae
Gene: rdh12l
Product: retinol dehydrogenase 12, like
Exons: 7
Coding region: 166-1062 (298 amino acids)
Source: RefSeq, a predicted model, not a curated record
AGUCCCAGGCAUCAAUUUACAUAUCCGCAUUACCAAUUUUCUAAUCAUCAGACUUGUUCGUGACGUUAGUGGGAUUAGGUGCUGUUGAACCUGAAUUUUAAAACAUUUGUUUUAAACGUGUGUUUGUAAAGCCUUACACCAACCUCCCUGCUGUAGUAAAGUGAGAUGCAGGCUAUAAGAAACCUCUUCCGGGCGGCCUGGUCCUCAGCUGAGAGGCUGGAUGGCAAAACGGUUGUCAUCACUGGAGCCAACACUGGUAUUGGUAAAGAGACAGCCAUUGACCUGGCAAAGAGAGGUGCAAAGAUCAUCAUGGCGUGCAGGGACAUGGAGCGAGGGGAGGCUGCCAAGAAAGAAGUCAUUGAAAGCUCAGGCAGUGAAAAUGUGGUUUGCAUGAAACUUGACUUGGCAGACAGCAAAUCCAUAAGAGAAUUUGCUGAAGCCAUCAACAAAGGAGAGCCGAAGCUCAACAUCCUCAUCAACAAUGCUGGUGUGAUGGUUUGUCCAUAUGGGAAAACAGCAGAUGGCUUUGAGAUGCAGAUUGGUGUCAAUCACUUUGGCCACUUCCUGUUGACCCAUCUGUUGAUUGACCUGAUUAAAAGAUCGGCACCAGCCAGGAUAAUCACGGUGUCCUCCAUGGCGCACUCCUGGGGCUCCAUCAGAUUGGAGGACAUAAACAGCGAGAAGAGUUACGACAAGAAGCAGGCCUACUCCCAGAGCAAGCUAGCCAAUGUCCUCUUCACCCGCUCACUGGCUAAGAGACUAGAAGGCACAGGUGUGACGACAUAUUCUCUACAUCCUGGAGUCGUGCAGACAGAUUUAUGGCGUCAUCUAAACGGCCCUCAACAGGCCAUCAUGAAGAUGGUCAGCCCUUUCACCAAAAACUCCUCCCAGGGAGCUCAGACGAGUAUUUACUGCGCAGUGGAACCAUCGCUGGAUAAAGAGAGCGGGGAAUACUACAGCGACUGUGCUCCUGCCAAAUGCUCAGCGGCCGGAGAGGACGACGCCGUGGCGGAGAAGCUGUGGGAUAUGAGCUGUCAGAUGUGGUCGGUAACAUGGGAAUGAGCGACCUGGAUUUAAAAUAAGUGUUGCUUUUUUUCACUGCAAUAUGUUUCACUGAUACACUCUUCCAUUAAAUGAUAUGACCUAAUCAGCACUUUUUGCACACUUCUUGUGCGUUUCUGUUUUAGAUACUAACAUACAGUAUUUGCACUACACUUCCUAUCAAGUAAAUACUGAUAUACGAUGUUAAAUACAUCAAUAAAGUUCAAUUUAAAGUACUUUUCUUUUCCUUUUGAUUAAAACUUUGUCGUGAACGUCUGGGAAAAACUGUGGAAUAGUUCACAUAACGUGUAAUAAGUCAGAGGUGUCUUAAUGUUGCACAUUUUCUACCUGUAUUUUCUACUAUUAAACCUGAUUUUGACCACUCAA